Messenger RNA from Cajanus cajan (pigeon pea), 1079 nucleotides. NCBI's taxonomy places the organism in Eukaryota, Viridiplantae, Streptophyta, Magnoliopsida, Fabales, Fabaceae. The record is from RefSeq and is a predicted model, not a curated record.
AUGCCUAAGUUCUACUAUUUCAAGAGCUCAUAUCUCAUCGACCAUGACUUUCCCCAAUAUGAAAAAUACCUUCACACCCCCUUCCCCACCUCUUCACAUACCCUUCCUCAUCUCCCAACCCCACACCCUUUCUCUCUUCAUCAUCGCCCUCUCCACCCCCUCCCUCGCCCUCUUCCGUUGCCUCCACUACUACAAAAUUAUUAUUUUACAUCAUUAUAUUUUACAAAAUUAUUAUUUUACAUCAUCACCCUCUCGACACAACACUUUGGUGGGCACUCUCGCGGGCUCUGGACAGAACACAUAUGGUCACUAGAGGCACCCCUGGGCGACGCCGACAAGCUCAAGCCCCACAUCGCCCUCUCCAACCUCUCCCUCCCCUCCGACUACGCCGUCGCCAUGGUCGUCUCGCGCCUCGCCCACGGCCUCUCUGCCAAAACCCUAGCCUCCCGCUAUUCCCUCAAACCCUACCUCGUCUCCAAAAUCACCAACAUGGUCACGCGCCUCCUCGCCACCAAGUUCUACCUGGAGUUCAUUAAGAUCCCGGUGGGACGGCGCCGCCUCCUGGAAACCACCCAGGCCUUCGAGGAACUCACCUCCCUCCCCAACAUGUGCGGCGCCAUCGACACCACCCCCGUCCACCUCCGCUCCAACCCUAACCCAACACCUACCGUUGUCGCUACGAAUUCCUGGGUCGCAAUGCAGGCUGGCAUUGACAAGCUCGUCGAUGCUGUUGGCCUUACUCUUGGGCCCAGAGGUGGGCCUGGGCCUUAGCCAUUCUAGAUUGAAAAUCACUCACACUUUUGAAAACAUGUUGACUUUGUUAUUGAGGUUUCAUCUAUUUACGCAUGGGGUGCGCGAAUUACCGGGACUCAAUCAAUUGGCAAUGCUGCAUUAGUGGGAUUGGUUCCGCGAGAUUCUUUAUCUUAUAUGCUAAUUCCCAAGGUUAGGGCACAAGAUUAAGAAGCACACUUAACCUUGAUCUUUAGUUACACAUUAGCUUUGUUAACAGUGAUCAGCUUCCUGUGUUAAGCGCUGGAAAUUUUAGUGCCUGACUUACUACUGUACUGAGGAAUUCAUUU